AUGGACGAAAACGAGCAUUCAUCGACCUGGCAAACUCAAGCCAGAAAUGAGGCAGGCGCCGACGACGCCCAGAUGGCCGACACUAUAGUCACCACCAUCGACCCUCAAAGCCAACAACAGCAAAAUCCCACUGAUAUCGAACAACAACAACAACAACAUGAACACGACGAGUCCAGGUCCGUCGCCCAGGAUAGCAGCGUCGACCUGGCCGACACACUGCCCCCCAGCGACUACUACUACCACCGCGCCGACGACGACGACGCCGACUCUGCGCUGGGAGACGACGACCGCGCAAGCUCAACCAGAUCACUGACCGAAAGCGUCUUCAACUACGAAUACGAAAACGGACGACGCUACCACGCUUUCCGCGCGGGCGCAUACCCCCUGCCCAACGACGAGCUGGAGCAAAGCCGAAUGGACAUGCAGCAUCACAUCUACCUACUCAUGCUAGGCGGCGAGCUGUACCGCGCACCACUCGAUGCCGCCCAUCUCAGACGCGCCCUAGACGUUGGCUGUGGGACGGGUCUGUGGGCGAUUGACUUUGCAGAUAUGCAUCCAGACACGCACGUCACAGCGACCGAUCUCUCCUCGAUCCAGCCCAGCUGGGUGCCGCCAAACCUGCACUUUGAAAUCGACGAUGCCGAGGGCGGAGACUGGAUGUUUAGCGAACCCUUUGACUAUAUCCACAUCCGCAGCAUGGCGGGGAGCAUUGGGAACUGGCCACAGCUGCUGCAGCGGGCGUACGACAACCUGGAACCCGGUGGGUGGAUCGAGCUGGCCGAGUUUGAGACGUGGGCGUCAACAGACGACAACAGCCUGCCGCUCGACUCGGCCUAUCACGAAUACCAGGUGCGGCUGGGCGAGGCGGCCGCCGUGUUUGGGAAGGAGAUGAACGUGGCGCCGCAAAUCCGCGGUCUUGUUUGUGAUGCUGGGUUUGAGAAUGUCAAGGAGGAUAUCUGGAAAUGCCCGCUGUCGCCGUGGCCGCAGGACCCGCGCCUUAAAGAGCUCGCCACGUAUAUGAAUCUGCAGAUGAUGGAGUCGAUUGAGCCGUAUUCGCUGGCUUUGUUUUCGAGAGUGCUCAAGUGGGAUAACAACCGGAUUCAGUCCUUGUUGGCGUAUGUUCGGCAGGACCUGCGCAAUCUGAACUAUCACAUGUACUCGAAGAUGUGUGUUUCACCAACCGCUUUCAUUCAAAAGUCUUAUGACGAGAGUAUGCUAAUCCUUUUUGCAGGCACUGCGUAUAUGCCCAGAAACCAUAUGCCCCCAAGUGAGAUUGGCGACAAAUGA
Molecule: messenger RNA, 1287 nt
Organism: Talaromyces rugulosus
Lineage: Eukaryota; Fungi; Ascomycota; Eurotiomycetes; Eurotiales; Trichocomaceae
Exons: 1
Coding region: 1-1287 (428 amino acids)
Molecular function (GO): methyltransferase activity
Source: RefSeq, a predicted model, not a curated record